AUGUCAAUCUUGAGCACGCUAGGUCUGGAGAACUGCGCAAGCAGCUUUUCCUAUACCCAAUAUGCCGUUUCGAUGGCAAUCACUGGAUUGAUUCUGGUAAACCUGAAGGGUGUGGUCGGGUUCUGGCAUGUGCGGUUAUUCAAAGGCCUAUUUACCCAAUACUUUAUCGCCAAAGGCACAAAGCCAGAGACAAACGAUACGAAGCGCAAUGGCAAGGUCGUAACAGUUGCGGAAGGCAUCCCUCGCCUCUUCUCCUACCUUGUCACGACACAUCGCAAUUCUCCCAUUGACUGCGACUAUAACAUGCACAAGUCCAACAGCACCUUCUUCUCUGACUUGGACAUCAAUCGUGCCCAAUUGCUCAUUCGGCUCUUUUGUGGUUUCCCGCGGUGGAAGUCAACCUCAGAUGGGGAAACAGUAAGGAAGAAUAACCAGGAGAAGACAUUGAAUAUUGCGCUCGGAGGAGUAUCCUGCGUCUUCAAGCGAGAGAUUAAACCGUUCCAGCGGUUCGAGAUCUGGUCUCGCGUGCUCGCUUGGGACGAUAAGUGGCUCUACAUUGUGAGCUACUUUGUUCUUCCGGGGACAGGCAUGGCAGUUAUGAAGUCCCUGCAUGAGGAAGCAAAGAAGGGGAAAGAGUUUGAUCCCAAUAAGGCUAUUUUGGCUUCGUCUCUCAGUCGAUACGUGUUCAAGGACGGGAGAAAGACAAUCCGACCAGAAGAUGCUCUGGUCAACAAUGGGUUGUACCCGGCGGCGAAGAACGCGAAGGAUGCUGGAGGGGACGAGAGGGUAUUUGUCAGUGAGAGAGAUCGGGCAUUGGAGGUUGCACGAUUUUUCCACGGGUUAGAUACUCUUCCUUCGCACUUUGGGGUUGCGGCAUCUUCGGUACUGGGGCGAUACUCGGAUCUGUAG
Aspergillus pseudoviridinutans is the source of this 909-nucleotide messenger RNA. Its product is annotated as acyl-CoA thioesterase. Lineage: Eukaryota; Fungi; Ascomycota; Eurotiomycetes; Eurotiales; Aspergillaceae. The record is from RefSeq and is a predicted model, not a curated record. The transcript is spliced from 2 exons. The coding region runs from base 1 to 909 and encodes 302 amino acids.